CAGGUGACACAGUCUUGGCAGGGGGAAGAGCAGAGGCGGCGGACCUCUUCCGGGUCUGUCGUGGAGGAAGACCGAAGUCUCCGGUUGGAAAGGCAGCGCCUGUGCCCGGUUCUGCCGGGUAGACCGGUGAGAGGUUGCGGAGCUGGAGGACGAUGCAGCAAGAAGUCGCAUCUCUGCCAACGCAGAAGGCCGUAAACUGGAUGUCGUUCUGCAAGCAAGGCUACCGCCGUAGAGAGGACUGGUAGAGACUCCAUGCGUCUGUCUUCCCCGUUACUCUUUUUACACUUUGUGUGAAGAUUUCUCUUCACUGUGCAUGGACAGAAAGCCAAUGCGUAGGUGUCUGAAUACGCGCCCAGGUGAGACUGGAAUGGAUGUGACGAGCCGUUGCACCCUGGGAGACCCCAACAAGUUACCGGAGGGGGUCCCACAGCCGGCCCGCAUGCCUUAUGUCUCAGAUAAGCAUCCGCGGCAGACACUGGAGGUCAUUAACCUCCUGCGGAAGCACAGAGAGCUCUGUGACGUGGUCCUUGUGGUUGGUGCCAAAAAGAUCUACGCCCAUCGGGUCAUCCUCUCUGCCUGCAGCCCUUACUUUCGGGCGAUGUUUACCGGGGAGCUAGCGGAAAGUCGACAGACCGAAGUGGUGAUCCGGGACAUUGACGAGCGGGCCAUGGAGUUGCUCAUUGACUUCUCUUACACGUCGCAAAUCACAGUAGAAGAAAGCAAUGUGCAAACGCUGCUGCCGGCCGCCUGUCUCCUCCAGCUUGCAGAGAUCCAGGAGGCCUGCUGUGAAUUCCUGAAGCGGCAGCUUGAUCCAUCCAACUGCUUGGGUAUCCGAGCCUUUGCCGACACUCACUCCUGCAGAGAGCUGCUGAGGAUUGCAGACAAGUUUACCCAGCACAACUUCCAAGAGGUUAUGGAAAGCGAGGAGUUUAUGCUUCUUCCAGCCAAUCAGCUGAUCGACAUUAUUUCCAGUGAUGAGCUAAAUGUGCGCAGUGAAGAGCAGGUGUUCAACGCGGUUAUGGCCUGGGUAAAAUACAGCAUUCAGGAACGGAGGCCGCAGCUACCACAGGUUUUACAACAUGUCCGUUUACCCUUGUUAAGUCCAAAAUUCCUAGUCGGAACGGUGGGGUCUGAUCCAUUGAUUAAAAGUGAUGAAGAAUGCAGGGACUUGGUGGAUGAAGCCAAGAACUACCUUCUGCUUCCACAGGAGCGUCCACUAAUGCAGGGUCCAAGAACGAGACCUCGAAAGCCAAUUCGCUGUGGGGAGGUUCUGUUUGCAGUGGGAGGAUGGUGUAGCGGAGAUGCUAUUUCUAGUGUAGAACGUUACGACCCUCAAACCAACGAGUGGAGAAUGGUGGCAUCUAUGAGCAAAAGGCGCUGUGGGGUUGGAGUUAGUGUUUUAGAUGAUCUCCUGUAUGCUGUAGGAGGCCAUGAUGGAUCUUCAUACCUCAACAGUGUUGAAAGAUAUGACCCAAAGACAAACCAGUGGAGCAGUGAUGUGGCUCCAACUAGCACUUGCAGGACGAGUGUUGGUGUGGCUGUUCUAGGGGGGUAUCUUUAUGCUGUAGGCGGUCAGGAUGGUGUCUCCUGCCUGAACAUUGUAGAAAGGUAUGAUCCAAAGGAAAAUAAAUGGACACGCGUUGCCUCCAUGAGUACGCGAAGACUUGGAGUGGCUGUCGCAGUCCUUGGCGGUUUUCUGUAUGCUGUUGGGGGUUCAGAUGGAACGUCUCCUCUCAAUACCGUUGAGCGGUACAAUCCUCAGGAAAAUCGCUGGCACACAAUAGCCCCAAUGGGUACCCGACGAAAACACCUGGGCUGUGCUGUGUACCAGGAUAUGAUCUAUGCAGUAGGCGGAAGAGAUGACACCACAGAGCUGAGUAGUGCUGAACGGUACAAUCCCAGGACCAACCAGUGGUCACCAGUAGUCGCCAUGACCUCGCGGCGGAGUGGGGUCGGUCUUGCUGUGGUGAAUGGACAGUUGAUGGCGGUAGGAGGAUUUGACGGAACAACAUACUUGAAGACGAUAGAAGUAUUUGACCCAGACGCUAAUACAUGGAGACUGUAUGGAGGCAUGAACUACCGGCGGUUAGGUGGAGGCGUUGGCGUGAUCAAAAUGACACACUGUGAAUCCCACAUCUGGUAGUGCGUCUGAUCGGACGUCGAGUCUGACAAAGCCUUGGUUCAUGAAUACUGCCAGAGACUUCCCUCAUGAUCUUGAGAUAUAAGCCCCUUGUGGUUAGCAUUUCCACCAGUAACACCAAGGGACGCGUAAUUAUUAAAAGAAUAGUCCUAUCCAUAUCCCUCUCUAAUGCAUUAUACAAGUCUUCUUAGUCUUCCUGAUUUUUACAUGGGAUGCCGGCGGUAUCUUUGGCCCCUAUGGAAGACUUAAGUUUGUUGCAUUUUGACUUCCCCCUUCCCCAACACCAGUUUCCUUCUACGAUUUUUCAGUUUUAGUAGGUGAUGCAAUGACUCUUGUAUCUUUUGGGAAGCUCUGAAAGUGAUACGUCUUGGUGGCACCAAGCCUGUGAAGCUGAGGAACGUUUACUUGCAUGUUAUCUGAUCCUGAAUAGAUCGGUGAUGUGCCAAGAACCUACGUUACAAUCCACCGAUACCCAAAAUCAUUGCGUCAGUGCAUACGGUAUGAGUAUGUCCAAGACUGCUCCUUUCCUAUAACUGGGCAAAUAUGUGAAUUCCUAGCUUUGAAAUGGUUGACCUAACAGGACACAUGAAUGACUGCUUGCAAAAUGAAGAUUAUUUCUUUUUUUUUUGACCCCUCCAUUGGAUGCUCCUAAUCCACCCUGAGAUUUAUGAGCCUUUUCCAUACAGUAAGAUGCUGCAGUACAUGCCUUGUACAGCCACGUGCACUAGUGUCUCCCCCAAGUUUCCUUGUGCCUCUAAAACCUGCUGCACUAACUGCUACCAUGCAUACUGUUCCAGGCCAUGACUAGGCUACUCUCAAAGUAGCACUGCCUUGUGAAGAUGUAGCAAACAUUGUACAGUUUGUGUAUAAGAUGAUAUUAUUGUGGGUGAAAAAGCAGUCCACCUAAGUAUUACAUACUUCAUCCAGUCCAGCAGUUUUAUGUUCCUGCAGGUAUAUACUAUGCCACCUAUGGUAGGGUUGUAAUGCGUCAUAAGGUGCUCACAUCGAAGGCCUAGCUCUAGGCUAAGGUUUGUAUUACAUUAGUGAGGUUCUGUGAAGCCUGCAAAAACCCUCAUCUUGAAGGCUUUGCAAAAAUUUUUAAUUAUUUACUGCUCUGUCAGCAAAAAACAAACAUUCUGGAAUGCACUUGAUAAAAUAAUGAGCGAGUCAGGAUUGUUCUAGAGGAGACUUCUCCAGAUAUGGGCCUCACAUUACCUGUUGCUGGUCUUGCAAGCUCCCUUAUGGACCCCGUCGUAGACACAUUUGAUUUGGCAAUUUAUCACACACAUUGGGGCGCAAUUGGCCACGUACUGACCCUGAAUCGGCCAAAUCGCAGUGCGGAACAGGUCCUCAUGUAUGACUUGUUUGUGGUGGUCACCAACUGGUCGUUUUCCAUCAACCCUAGCAAAACCCUGUCUCAUGUGCCUACGCAGAUUUAAGGUGGCUACCAUAAAAUUCUGUACAUUUGUAUGAAGAAUGUUUUUUAGUUAAUUUAUGCCUACUGUAAAUAUAACUUAUCCAAUGUCUCAUGGCUUUGAGAGUCAUAGUCUGCACCUUCAUUUUCCAAGGGUUGAAAGCCCGAAUUAGCUUGGGUUUAAUGAGUCCUUACAAUUACCUGUAUUUUUGGGAAUAGACAUCCUUGUUCUGUUGUCACGUCUGCCUUAAAUUUCUGUAAAAUGGAGUGAGAAAGAAUGUACAUUUGUCCUUAGCCUGAGGCAUGCUCUGUGACGGGGAUCAGCGGCCUCCGGCACGCCAGCUGUUCUGAUACUACAACUCCCAGAAUCCUCCCCUCACUUUUUUUGGGCAGUUGCAAGAACAGAUGAGCAAGUGUGCAUGCUGGGAGUGAUAGUUUCACGGCAGCUGACCCACCGAAGGUCGCUGACCCUUGCUCUAUGAGAAACAUCGGAGCCGUGCUAAUGAAUCUGUAAUGCCAAUGGCAUCCUGUUUUAAAGGGGUUGGUCUGAGUUAGAAAAAAAAAUUAUCAUUUUUUUUUUUGUUUUUGUUUUUUAGUCCAGAAAUAACACUUCUCUUGUCCAUGGGCUGUCUCUGGUAUUCACUACAGUGGCGCUAAUCCUGGAAAUACCUUUUGACUGGUUUCACAUAUUGCAUAUUUGUAAAAAUGCCAUGUUUUUUUUAGGUUUUUUUUCUUGCCCAAAAUGCCAGAUGUUACUGUAAAGUCUAUAGUCAAAUAUAAAAGACACUGCCUUCAAUGCAUUUUGGUUUGUGUCAUUUUGGUAACUUUUUGGGGUUUUGUUUAGGUCCGUUUUAUUUUUCUUAAAAUGUGUUUUUCCUGGUGUUUCUCCUAUAGCCUUCUCUAUAGGUCUUGAAAAACACAUGUACAAAUUGAAACUGGAUUUUAAAAAAAACACCACGAAAAAGGCCACAAACAUUAAAUUUAUAGUGAUACUUUUUUAUAGUGUAGAGGCCUUUCAUGCAUAAGUACUGACCUAAGAGUACAAGUCAAUCAGUAUGGCCAGCAACAGACUGUGCCCCGUGGGGUGCAAGGACCGAGUUCAAAGUCACAAAUAUAAACUCUGACUACGUCACCUACUACAUUAGGAUCAAGAUAAAUCAGUCUCUUCCAUUCAGUAGUGACCACCACGUCGGAGUGGUUAGAUAGAGGCAGAGGGGGCUCCCUCUGUCCUUUCAUCGGAAACUGCCUAUAGACAGCCAUUGAAAAUCCUACAGAUUGCAAUAGUACACAAAUGCAGUUUAUGGUAUAAGCAUUCAAAGUUUUCACAUGUUCAGGUCCCCUAACUUAAAAAAUAACUUAAAAAAACACAAAAAUAUUAAAAAUUUAAAUCAGCCCCUUUCCCCAUUUUACAUAUAAGAAUAAACUAAAAAGUAAACCUAAUUGGUAUUGCUAUGUCUCAAAAUGUUCAAACUAUUAAGAUAUAAAGCCGUAAUGGGGAAAAAAAAGCUGGAUGAUUUCCCCCUAAAUUUUUUUUAUAAAAAGUGAUCAAAAAAUCUAAAUGGUAGCAGUAUAACCUAAAUCUCACCCCCCAAAAAAUAAUUUCUCACACAGAUCUGUAGACAGAAAUAUCAAAAAGUUACACAUGUCAGAAUUUGGUGAUGCAAAGAAAAACAUUUUUGUCAAAGGUUCUUAAAAAGUUCUUAAAAACUGUUGUAACUUGGUAUUGCUGCCAAUGUACUGACCAGCAGAAUAAGGUUGCCAUGUCAUUUUUAGUGGACGGCAAAAAAAG
This is a messenger RNA of Bufo bufo (common toad), 5343 nucleotides long. It is a transcript of the gene KLHL20, whose product is annotated as kelch like family member 20. NCBI's taxonomy places the organism in Eukaryota, Metazoa, Chordata, Amphibia, Anura, Bufonidae. The record is from RefSeq and is a predicted model, not a curated record. Bases 314 to 2143 code for a protein of 609 amino acids. Gene Ontology annotation, molecular function: protein binding. The transcript has 12 exons.